Nylanderia fulva is the source of this 1155-nucleotide messenger RNA. Its product is annotated as protein GVQW3-like. Lineage: Eukaryota; Metazoa; Arthropoda; Insecta; Hymenoptera; Formicidae. Gene Ontology annotation, molecular function: nucleic acid binding. The record is from RefSeq and is a predicted model, not a curated record.
UUUGUUGUACAAUUCGGCACAACACAUUCCGACGGCAUUUUAAUGAAAUUUUAAUUAAACAGAUAUGAUAUAUGAGUUAUGAUAUAUAGUCAUUUAAAAAAAAAAGAACUCUUACUAUGCGAUCACAGUGCCAUACGGCUAGCGGUUAACUCAAGAAACUUUUGACAUUCAUUAAGAGCCUUACCCCCACCAUGAGAGUUUCCAGACCUGUGUAUACGACCGUGGUUAGUAGCAUCUCUUGGAAGAACACACACCAAGUUUCAGCCAGAUCGGUCUAUUUCUUUGUGUUUGGAUUCGUUUGAAUCGAGGAAGUCGAGUGAUUUUCAAAAAAUGGGCGACAAAGAAUUUCGUGUGUUGAUUAAACAUUACUUUAUGAAAGGCAAAACGCCUCAGGAGACUAAAGAGAAGCUUGAUAAACAUUAUGGUGAUUCUGCACUUUCGAUUAGAACAGUUUAUAAGUGGUUUCAAAAUUUUCGGAGUGGCCAUAUGGGCACAAGUGACGUUAAACGUUUUGGACGCCCUGUUGAGGUUACUACUCCAGAAAUCAUUGAUAAAAUCCAUGAUAUGGUGAUGGAUGACAGAAGAGUGAAGGUGCGUGAAAUUGCUAGUGCUGUGAGCAUCUCGAAUGAACGGGUACAUAAUAUUUUGCAUCAACAUUUGGACAUGACAAAGCUAUUCGCAAGAUGGGUGCCGCGAUUGCUCACGCUUGACCAAAAACGCAAUCGUGUGAAGUGUUGCAAGGACGGUUUGCAGCUGUUCCAGAAGAAUCCACAGGACUUUAAGCGUCGUUUCGUCACUGUGGAUGAAACAUGAAUACAUCACUACACUCUGAGAUCAAAGAACAAUCUAAACAAUGGGUUACCAAGAGGGAAUCUGCGUCAAAAAGGCGAAGACCGUUCCUUCGACCGGAAAGAUUAUGGCGACUGUCUUUUGGGAUUUGCAAGGAAUAAUCCUCAUCGACUAUCUGGAAAAGGGUAAAACUAUUACAGGUGCAUAUUAUUCAUCGUUAUUGGACCGUUUGAAAACCGAGCUGCAAGAAAAACGCCCACGAUUGGCCCACAAAAAAGUCCUUUUCCAUCACGACAACGCACCAGCUCAUGCCUCAGCAGUUGUGGUCGCAAAAUUAAUGGAAAUAGGGUUCCAACUCGUUGCACA